UGGUGACGCGGGCAGAACGCUUCCGUGGCGGGGGGGCCGGGACAGCGGCGGGGACACCGCCGGGGCCCGGGAGCAGCUCCUCGGGGCUGGACACCUUCCCUGGAAACAACAGCCCCGGGAUCCCCCGGGACCCCCCGCCCGGCCGGGGCAGCGCUGAGGGGGGUGAAGCCAAUGGACAAGGAAGAGGACAAAGGUCACACCCCCGCAGACAAUGAGAGAAGCACUACAGAGGCAGAGCUGAAGAAAAAGGAAAAAGAAGCCAAGCGUGUUAUCAAAACUAUCCAGUGGACCACAGGCAACAACUUCACAGUGGAGAAAGGGCGGCAGCAGAUUGAAGAGCUCAUUUCUACAUGGGACAUUCAUGAAAGCUGGCUUCACCACUCAGAAUUUCUUGAGGAAGAAGACCUGAAGGACAGCAAGAGGUACCAUUACAGAGCUUGCUGGGGCAUCCCAACACGCAGAAAACCAAUCCCACGAGCAACAGCAAGCGUCUACUUUGUUAUAGUGAUCUCCAAACUCAAACCUGAUACCUCGCCUGUGGAGGUUUUCUUCAGACUGGAGUCCAGCAGGCUGAUUCGCAGGCCAGAAGAGUUUCAGUUUAGAGAAAAGUGGCUUCAGGACAUUAUUGAAAAUAAAAUCAUCCUCAUAGAAAGACUUAGUUCCCAAUGAGCAGCUCCAAUUCACCAUCACCAGUGCUCCAUUGUGGAGAACCAAAUAAACACAAUGAAGAAAGAAA
Molecule: messenger RNA, 736 nt
Organism: Empidonax traillii (willow flycatcher)
Lineage: Eukaryota; Metazoa; Chordata; Aves; Passeriformes; Tyrannidae
Gene: AKAP14
Product: A-kinase anchoring protein 14
Exons: 6
Coding region: 172-669 (165 amino acids)
Cellular component (GO): cAMP-dependent protein kinase complex
Molecular function (GO): protein kinase A regulatory subunit binding
Source: RefSeq, a predicted model, not a curated record